GUACAAAAAAAUUUUAAUCAAACGCCCCUACGACUCAUCUCAUGGGAGUUAUAAAUUUUUAUGCCUCCUAUGUUAAGUUAAUCAAUCAACCUAUCGAUUGUGAGUAGAACAAAACAAGGAAGGAGGAGAGCAGCAGAAGAACAAGCUUUUAAAUAUUUUUCAGAUAAUAAUUACCUAAAUAGAUUGACAAUGUUACAUAGAGAACAGUCUGUAGCUAGUCGAUCAUCCGUGGAUAGCUAUUGUCCGCCAUCGUUGGAUGUUGUACAUAGAACAAUAGUUGUAACAGCUACGCAAGCAUCAAUGGAUGUUAAAACUUUUCGAGUAACCUCACCAAAAUUAUCGGAGAAAACCAAUUUUCAUAAGCUACAAUCUAUAGCUUCCGAUCUAUUGAGAAGUUGGGGAAUUAAGGAGUCAGAUGUUCGCGGCUUCAAAGAAUUCCGCAAAUUAUUGAAUGAGAAAUAUGUAAAAGAUUCGGUGAGGAGGACAAAUGAAUUUUUACAAUUGGAAAAUGUUUGCGAAAGAGCCAGAAUGUUCGAUAAUCUAGUUAGUAAGGUUAAAGAAAAGAUCGAAAUUGCUGGCAGAAGUGAUAUCAAAAAAUACUGUCUAAGUUUAAUACGAGAGGCUGACGCUUAUAAUAUUAAGCUUGCUAGGGAAUAUGACGAAAGAAUAUUUAUUUACAAGCGUAAAAUUGAUGAAAGAUUGGAUAAGAUGGACGAAGUGUGGGCAGAAUAUGAAGAUUUAAAGAGUCCUUUUGUUUUUAGUUAUGUAGGCUGUGGAAAUUUAACGUGGAAGUUAAUGGAUGAAUUUUGUACAAUUGCUUCUGAUGUCAGUGAAAUGAUUAGGAAAUGGAUAUACGAAGACAAGACUUAUACAACAAAAUUAUGGGAUGAAAUUGUUCAAACAAAUGGUCAAAAAAACAAACUUCUUGAAUUAAUUAAAAGAAAUAAGAGAAAAAUGGAAGAUUUUGCAAAAGUUGUCAAGAAAAAUGAUGAUUCUUUUAAAAAACUAAAUAAAUCUUUAAAAAUUUCAAAGAAACAAUACGAUACUGAAAAAAAUAAAUUCGAUAGUCUGGUUGAAGAUCUUCAUCAUUUACAAGAGUUAACUAAACUUGAGGAAGGACAAUUAAAAGUUCACGAGAAUAUUGUCAAUACAAGAAACUUUAACUCUCCUACUUUGUUGGAUAUUUUAUGGGCGAAAAUUGAUCAUUGCAGAGAAACGAUAGAGCAUUUAAAUGAUCAGACAAAAAGAAUAGAAAAUACUCUUAAUAAAAGUAGAGAAAAUUUAGAAGAGGUUCAAAAGAAGUUGGAAAACGCUAAACAAAAGAUGAGCGAAGAAGUAAAGGAUACGAAAGGAAAUAACCUGAAGGUUGGGGAUAUCGAAAAAACCAUUAAACAUCUCGAGGAAGAAGUAGAAAUAAAAGAGAAGAAAUUGCUAGCUCUAAAAAAGCUGAGGAAUAUGAAAUUAUCCCCAAAAAUGAUUAAAAUACUCCAUUACAGUCGAAAUGACAAUUUAUUCUUUUCUUAUUCAGAUUUAAACGACGAGAUGCUUACCUAAAAUAAUAAUAGAGAAAAGAAGAUACUACAAUCGACUUGAAUCGAUUAAAGCCAAGGAUUUAUAUUUCAUGAGAAAUAUUUGAAAAUCAAUUGCUCUCAAGAUGAAAUAUUACUGAUACUCAAUAAAAAGGAUAUUUGCAAGUUUGAUUACUUAAUUUUGAUACUUAUUUU
Molecule: messenger RNA, 1724 nt
Organism: Dimorphilus gyrociliatus
Lineage: Eukaryota; Metazoa; Annelida; Polychaeta; Dinophilidae
Source: the annotation of a GenBank genome assembly